UCUAAUUCUCCCUGCAAAUAGUCCAAGCCUAUUCUAUAGUCCUUUUUACCAUACUCAAAGAUCAUAAGCCAUGCUUGGGAAAAUCGCUCUUGAGGAGGCCUUUGCACUCCCACGCUUCGAGGAGAAGACGCGCUGGUGGGCCAGCCUGUUCUCCACUGAUCCUGAAACCCAUGUCAAAGAGAUCACCGACAUCAACAAGAUCCGCAUCGAGCAUGCUGACAAGCAUGGAGUGGGAUACCAAAUUCUUUCUUAUACAGCCCCAGGCGUGCAAGACAUCUGGGACGCGGCCGAGGCGCAAGCUCUCGCCGUUGAAAUCAACGACUAUAUCGCGGAGCAGAUCCGGGACCGACCUGAUCGAUUCGGUGCCUUUGCAACUCUAUCGAUGCACAACCCCGAAGAAGCCGCCACCGAACUCCGCCGCUGUGUCGAGAAGUACGGCUUGAAGGGUGCCCUGGUGAACGACACACAGCGCGCUGGCCCCGAUGGCGAUGAUAUGAUAUUCUACGAUCAGCCCAACUGGGACAUCUUCUGGCAGACCUGCACGGAGCUGGACGUGCCGCUGUACCUGCACCCGCGCAACCCCACGGGCACCAUCUACGAGAAGUUGUGGGCGGACCGCAAGUGGCUCGUGGGCCCGCCGCUCAGCUUCGCGCACGGCGUCAGUCUUCACGUCCUGGGUAUGGUCACGAACGGGGUCUUCGACCGCCACCCCGCGCUGCAGAUCAUUAUGGGCCACCUCGGUGAGCACGUCCCCUUCGACAUGUGGCGCAUCAACCACUGGUUUGAGGAUCGGAAGAAGCUGCUGGGGCUGGCCGAGACGUGCAAGAAGACCAUCCGCGAGUAUUUCGCGCAGAACAUCUGGAUCACCACCUCCGGUCACUUCUCGACCACGACGUUGAACUUUUGUAUGGCAGAGGUGGGUUCGGAUCGCAUCUUGUUCUCGAUUGACUACCCGUUUGAGACGUUUGAGGAUGCCUGCAUGUGGUUUGAUAAUGCUGAGUUGAAUCUGGUGGAUCGGGUGAAGAUCGGACGGGAGAAUGCGAAGAAGCUGUUUAAGCUGGGAGCUUAUAAGGAUUCGUCGGCCUGA
Aspergillus homomorphus CBS 101889 is the source of this 1087-nucleotide messenger RNA. RefSeq names its product amidohydrolase family protein. Gene Ontology annotation, biological process: secondary metabolic process. The record is from RefSeq and is a predicted model, not a curated record. Gene Ontology annotation, cellular component: cytosol; cytoplasm. Lineage: Eukaryota; Fungi; Ascomycota; Eurotiomycetes; Eurotiales; Aspergillaceae. The transcript has 2 exons. Bases 71 to 1087 code for a protein of 338 amino acids. Gene Ontology annotation, molecular function: hydrolase activity; carboxy-lyase activity.